Messenger RNA from Porites lobata, 888 nucleotides. Lineage: Eukaryota; Metazoa; Cnidaria; Anthozoa; Scleractinia; Poritidae. The record is from the annotation of a GenBank genome assembly.
AUGUCGUGUCCACUCUACAACCAGUCCCUGAGUUUUACAGCCACUGUAACGUCAAUUUGUUGCCUUUCUGCCCUUUUGGCCAUUCUAGAAAAUACGGCAGUUCUUUUAUCCGUGCAAAAGAUUACUUCGUUACGUAAGACGUCGCGGUAUUUUAUGAUCUCCCUCGCCGCCGGAGAGCUCUUCUCUACAGUAAUUGGAAACUCAUUUUUGUCCGCGUGGCUGAUUUUAAAUCAUUAUAGUCACGAAAACGGCACAGCCUUGUGGAAAACGGAAAGUACAAUGUGGUGUCUCACAACCAUGGUUACGACAUAUAACUUGGCCAAUGUGGCGUUGGAUAGAUACGUUGCGAUAACGUCGCCGUUACACUACUAUACCAAAAUGAGCUCCAAGAAGUGUUUGACACUUAUUGGUUUCGCGUGGCUUUUAUCAUUUUUUAGCGGGUUGGUGGUGUACCUUAUUCCCCAAGAAUAUUUACCAAAAGUAUGGACUUAUGGACCGAUCGUGGUCGUAUUAGUUCCCUUGUGUAUAAUAGCAUUUUGCUAUUUUGGCAUUUACAGGGCAUCGAAAGGCACUUUCCCGGCUCGAGUGAACAUCAUCGAUGCUCAACAAGAACUUGAAAACAAACGACAAAGAAAGACAGCCUUAACAUUUGGAAUAAUAACAGUAUUGUUCUUUGUUCUGUUUGCACCGGUUAUUAUUUUCAAUUUCAUCCAGUUGCUUACACAUGAGAUAGAAUUAUGCGUAAGCCCCACUGAGAGAAAAGUGUGGAUUUGCAUUGCUGUUGUUUCGUAUUGGAGCGCAAUUUCUGAUCCCUGGGUGUAUAUGAUCAGAAUGCCUGAGUUCAGAGCCGCGUUCAAGAAGUCGCUUCCUCCUUUUUGCAAAAAUUUA